This is a messenger RNA of Arachis duranensis, 1608 nucleotides long. RefSeq names its product cytochrome b561 and DOMON domain-containing protein At5g35735. Lineage: Eukaryota; Viridiplantae; Streptophyta; Magnoliopsida; Fabales; Fabaceae. The transcript has 4 exons. The record is from RefSeq and is a predicted model, not a curated record. Bases 130 to 1455 code for a protein of 441 amino acids.
AGCAAAAAAGAAAGAACAUAGCUGUUAUAAAACUCUUUGUUACACCAAAGAAAGACUUAAAGUACUGAUUUUUCUAUCUAUAUAUAUAUUCCCUCUUACCAUAAAAAACCAAAAGAAAAAGAAACAAAGAUGAUGAACAAAGGCCAACGAAGCAUGCCAUCUUCUUCUAAAACUACCUUACCACCACUAAUAACCAUUUUGGUUUUGGGUUUUCUCUCCAUUGUUGCAUUUGGUGAUAACAAUUAUGGUCCAACAAAUCCUCUAUUAUACUGCAGUGAUGACUUUGCUGAUCAACUUCAAGCAAGGAAAUUCAAUGUAUCAGGCUGCAAGAAAUUGCGCACUCUAGACGCCGAGUUUGCCUGGAACUACAGCAAUUUGACCACCACCAACAACAGCACCAACACCACCACCGUCAAUGGCACACUCAUUGAGAUCUUUUUCCGGGCAAAGCUCAGAAACUAUGAAGGGUGGGUAGCAUGGGGUGUGAACCCAGGAAAGAAGCCACAGAUGGUGGGAACCAAAGCCAUCAUAGCCAUCAAACACAACAAGGGGACGACGGAUGUGCACACGUAUGACGUAACCAAAGAGACAAGAAAGGGUUGCAGGCUUUGGCCGACGUCUGCAUCAGAGUUUGGGCUAAAUGUGUUGGAUAUGCAAGCAUGGAGCAAUAGCACUAAGCAAUGCACUACUCUGUAUGCAAAGUUGAUCCUUCCUUUUCCAGAGUAUAACAUAACUAGGCUGAACCAUGUGUGGCAAGUUGGAGAUAAUGUUAAUGGUGACCAACCAUUGCAGCACAGAGUCACCCUUCAGAAUGUGGAUAGCACUGAGACAAUUAACAUCACUUCUCCCGAUGGCCAAAGCUACGGUCAGAACCGGAGUUUCCUUAGAUCAGUGCAUGGAGUUCUAAACAUCAUAGGGUGGGGAACACUACUACCAAUUGGAGUAAUAAUAGCUCGGUACUUUAGAGUGUUUCCAUUUAUUUGGGACAAAGUUUGGUUCAAUAUCCACGUUGGUUUCCAAUUAACUGGUUUUCUAAUUGGCACUGCUGGUUGGGCUAUUGGUCUUAGUCUUGGAAGGUCUUCAGAGUAUUACACCUUCCACACGCAUCGAACCUUUGGCAUUCUCAUUUUCACAUUUAGCACAAUCCAAAUGUUGGCAUUUCGGUUAAAGCCGAAGAUUACUGAUGAUUAUAGGAAAUACUGGAAUAUGUACCAUCAUUUUCUUGGCUAUGGACUACUUGCAAUCAUAGUCAUAAACAUAUUCAAAGGGAUUUCAAUGUUGAAAGGAGGAGUUGGAUGGAAAUGGGCAUACAUUGGAAUCAUUGCGUUUUUAGGUGCCAUUAUACUCACUUUUGAGGUUGUCACAUGGCUACGUUUCAUGUUGAAGCUACCAGCAAUCUCAAUUCCACCAAAAGAAAACAAGACUAGUAAUAAUCCCACACAAAACAAACAGUAGCCAUGCAUGUACACAAGAGGCUGCAAAAAUCUUGCUUCAAUAAUGUGUUCUUUUUUUCUUUUUGCCCAUUUUAUAAUUGAAAUUAGAAGUUGAUUUUUUUUCUUAUUAUUUUUGGGUUUUGUGGAAAGUAAGGAAGCAUUGCUUUGAUAUUUG